Molecule: messenger RNA, 966 nt
Organism: Bacillus rossius redtenbacheri
Lineage: Eukaryota; Metazoa; Arthropoda; Insecta; Phasmatodea; Bacillidae
Product: histidine decarboxylase-like
Exons: 7
Coding region: 73-966 (297 amino acids)
Biological process (GO): L-histidine catabolic process; histamine biosynthetic process
Cellular component (GO): cytoplasm
Molecular function (GO): pyridoxal phosphate binding; histidine decarboxylase activity
Source: RefSeq, a predicted model, not a curated record
AGGGACAGAGCUUGAUGGACAUCUCAGGCUUCUCGUGGAGUGAAGCCGGCGCGGGUGACGGCAGGCAAGGAGAUGGUGGACUACAUCGCCGACUACAUGGGGGACGUGCGCGCGAGGCGCGUGGUCCCGGACGUGACCCCCGGCUUCCUGAGCGACGCCCUGCCCCGGGAGGCGCCGGUCGCGGGCGCCCCCUGGGACAGCGUCAUGCGGGACUUCGAGCGCCUCAUCCUGCCCGGGGUGGCGCACUCGCAGAGUCCUCACAUGCACGCCUACUCGGCGGUCCACUCGCCCCCCGCCCUCCUGGGUGACAUGUUGGCCGGGGCGCUCAACUGCCUGUCCUUCACCUGGGACCUGAGCCCGGCUUGCACCGAGCUGGACGCCAUAGUGACGGACUGGCUGGCCGGUGCGCUGGGACUGCCUGCGCACUUCCUGAACGCAGCGCCGCGGUCCCCCGGGGGAGGCGUGUUCCAGAACACGUCCAGCGAGGCGCUGCUCGUCACCUUGCUGUCCGCCCGGGAGAGGGCGGUCCAGAAGCACGGAGACCUUGGAGACCUCGGCGGGCGGCUGGUCGCCUACUGCUCCGACCAGGCACACCCCAUCGUGGCGAAGGGCUGCCGGAUGUGCCGCAUCCAGCUCCACGUGGUUCACAGCGACGAGGAGUACGCACUGCGAGGCGACCGCCUGCGGGAAGCCAUAGCCAGCGACCGACAGAUGGGACUCGUCCCGUUUUAUAUGUGUGCGACCCUCGGGAGCACAUUCGCCUGCUCCUUCGACAACCUGAGUGAGCUGGGGCCCGUGUGCGCGAGCGAAGGCGUGUGGCUCCACGUAGACGCUGCGUACGCCGGGACGGCCUUCGCGUGCCCCGAGUUCCGCGGCUGGCUGGCGGGGGUCGAGCACGCCGACUCGCUCAGCUUCCUGCCCUGCAAGAUCAUGCUCGUCAACUUCUACAGCUGCGUCAUGUGGUGA